AUGGAAGCCAAUAAAAGAAAAUGCACAAAAGAUAACACAGAUGUCCCUUACACAUAUAGAUCCCAUUGCUUAAAGGUAGUUGGUAACAGAUGGGGAGAUUGGAAAUGUCGACUUACCAAAUAUGAGACCAAUGAAGAGCGUUUAGCCAUCACUGCUGCUCAAGUCCCUACAGACCAAUGGAAGAUACUUGUAAAGUAUUGGGGUCUACCUGAUGUUAAGGGAUGUUCUAAAGCAAAUAAGGUUAAUUGUGCACUAAGAAGUGCCCCUCAUAGGAUCGGUCGUACUUCUUUUGCUAAAAAUCAAUUCAAUCAGUACUUGGAAGAAAGGGAGGAGCAUAAACAAGACGAGGAUUAUAGAGAGGAGGUCUCUACUAAAGUUAUGGGACUGAUGGACAUGGACAUAGUUUCUGACAUUAAGGAGAAUAGUAUACGAGAAGAGCUAGAGAGACAAUACCAAUCUCAAAUAGAUGAUCUUAGUCUCAUUAUGAAUCUAAACUUGGAGAUCUCAUUCAAGUAUGAGGAUCUGAGUUCGCAAAUCCAUCUCAUGAAAGCUCAUGUUGGUUUCCAAGUUAACCCAAUUGAAAGCGGAAGUGGACAUGUAUAA
Molecule: messenger RNA, 603 nt
Organism: Prunus armeniaca (apricot)
Lineage: Eukaryota; Viridiplantae; Streptophyta; Magnoliopsida; Rosales; Rosaceae
Source: the annotation of a GenBank genome assembly